Molecule: messenger RNA, 1556 nt
Organism: Xenia sp. Carnegie-2017
Lineage: Eukaryota; Metazoa; Cnidaria; Anthozoa; Malacalcyonacea; Xeniidae
Product: transmembrane protein 163-like
Exons: 1
Coding region: 445-1086 (213 amino acids)
Cellular component (GO): membrane
Source: RefSeq, a predicted model, not a curated record
UAAAAGACCUUCGGGAUCAAAAAUGAAUUCGCUGUUAAUGCAAACAAAUUGCACGUGACGAUUAUAGCGUUCAUGAUCAAGAACUUAUCUUUGCAUUAUAACAUGGUUGAGUAACUUCUCAUUUUAAGCGGUUAUACGCACGACCGACGAUGUACUGUGAUUGAGUAUUGCCGUCUUCUGUUUUCAAUUCCAGCAAUUAUAUUUUGCGACGGGAGUUUGUUGGGGUAGAAUGUUGGCUAUUAUGCACGAUGAUGUUGCAUUUAUUAGCAAGAGGAGCAAGUGGAUGUAUUUCAUAGUCUGUCCACAGAGCGAUGGAGACGAAUCAAAGUCAAAUGGGAGCGAAGCUUUGAAGUAUCAAAUGACUCUUGCGUGUCGUUUAUUGACGAAACCAUUCUACCGAAACACAAGACUUUACCAAAGCUCUUUGCGCAACGCCUUUCGCGAAUGGCUGUAACUUUGGCAAGCCUGACAUUAGCGUCUACUCUGCUCAUCGCGUUGCUUGCGUUUCUGGCUUCGAGCACCUCGGCAAGCUCGGCUGCUUUUGGUUUUGGAUUCGAUUCAGCGCUCACGUCAUUCUCGUCGUUCUUAAUAAUAUGGCGUUUCUGGACGUCGAACAAAUCGUCGGUGAGCUCGAUAAUGAGAAAGGAAAUUAUUGCUACCAUUGCUGUUGCAAGCAGCAUGGUAUUAAGUGCCGCUUGUGUAUUUGCUCGGGCAUAUCAGUCAUUGAAGCAACAGGAAAAACCCUCCGGCAUGGCGUUCGUCAUUGGAAUAUCUACGGGUAGUGCGCUUUUGUAUUUACUCCUGUUCGCCGCAAAAUACCGAGUUGCGUCGAGAAUGGGAAGUGCAGCGCUUAUGACCGAUGCCGUGGACGCUCUGAGUGGUGCAAUACUUGCCUUCACACUCGUCAUAUCGUCCGUGGUGUUGCAAUAUUCGCAGACUGUGUGGUUUUUGGACUCUUCAAUUGCGCUGCUGAUCGCCGUCUUCUCUAUGUUCUACGGCGUUCUUGUUCUCGCGCGUAUGAUCGCUGUGUACAAGGAUCGCAUUAUCGUGGCGUCUCCAACUUUAUAUAUCAUCAAUCAAAUGUAAUUAACUAAAUGUAAAGUUUUGCUGCAGCCAUGGCUUCAAUUGAUUUCUUUGAGAGAAGACUGCAGCAACGCCAUAUAAUCUAUCAUAGAAGCUAAACACAUGAUUGUGUGAUUUACCAUUUGACAGAGCUUAGUUAUUAUCAUAUUUUAUGCUGUUUUUUUAUCAUGUUUUUCGCAGUUAGAAUAAGUUGUAAACUUUUAAAACAAUUAGUCGGAUAAUGAAUAUGAGACCAUGCAAUUUGGCAAAACAUUCAACGCAUCCUAGAUAGCCGCGCUCAUGUAAACAACUUUCGAAAAUAAGAACCUCAAAUUUGUUAUAUCUCGUCAGAGAUGGUUGCUCGCUUUAGUCUUUCUUUUCAUUGAUCGCCUUCGUCCUUAUUGAAGGCUAUCCGAUAUGAUAUAAAAUGUAUGUGUUAGUGAAUAUCAUAAUUAGAUCAAUUAAGUGAUUGACUCACUAGCUACAUUCAAAAA